AUGGCCUCGGAAGAAUCGGUACAGCCAUUGCGUCUGUCGAGGAAUAGCGUCGCAUCUCAGCCAGCGGUCGCCAGCUCUAUUCCUCGCGCGUUGACCGAGAUAUCACCAACCGAGAAGCGACGAAACUCACCAAGCUGGAACCAGACCACCAAAAAAAUGACUCUCAGCACCGACUCUUCUCCAUUCCAGUCAUCCCCGCUGGAUGGCGCCACCUCGCCUCGCCUGUUCUGGAAGAACCGCAACCUGAACUCGGAGAACAACUCGCUCUACGGAGGCCGCGCCGGCUCCCCAUCACCCACACGACGCUCAUCUAUAGAGCGUCUUCAAAAGGCUUCUCGCGUCAAGAACAGCAACAUCCUCGCUCUAGAGCAGAAGCAGGAAUACGAUCCCACCAGAAUCCCGCAGGUAGAGCGACCCCUCGCUAAGGUCCAAGGCAACGCGUAUGGCGGAACUGGGGCUGCCGGCCUGAGAAGCCCCGAGGCUAAGACCAUGGGCCACCAGAGGACUGGGAGCAAGUCUAGUAUUCCGCUAUACAGCCCGACCAAGGCCCCCGCUCCAACCACUACUGGCACAAGCAUCACCACUUCUCCUCCAGUAUUCAACCCACCCCAGACUCCGGGCAAAGAGUCGACAUCACCUAUGAAAUCAUCAUUAUCCACGAGUCGCUUUAAGAGCAGUUACGAUCAGGAUUCGGCGGCGGAGAGCUCACAGGACGAACGUCAGUUGGCGAAUGGCCGGUACCUCGGACGUCAUGCGAAGAGCGUCACCUUCGACGCCGCACCUCCGCAAGUCAACGAGUAUGAGAUGGCCACCCCUGACUUGUCUUCCAUUGGAAGCAAUUCACGAGAGGGGAGCUUUGAGUCGGAAGAAGACGAUGAGGACUACGGAGAACAUUAUGGCGUACACGAGCCUGGCGCCCACGACGACAGCUUCGAUGCGUCUCUCGAAGAUACAGACAAAACUCCUGUUGUAGGACCAGAGGACUGGAGACAGGACAGUCCGGCCGUGGCGCGCAACAGUCAGCUCGAGGAUCCGUUCGACGGCAGCCCUAUGCCGGAGACUGUCCCCACUAUGGCGUCUAACGGACGACCUCAAACGAGCAGAGGAAACUCGGCCAGCUCCAACAACGGCGACCACCGGCCGCUUCCUCCUCUGCCUGGUGUUGCUCAGGCGGCAGGUGCUCAGCGCAACCUCCCAUCGCCUCCGCCUGCAUCGGCCUCGAGCAAGCCAGAGCAGCAGAACAUCGGCAAUGGCAGAAUGCCACUCGAGGAGCGCCUCAGGCUUAUGAUGCUCUCGGAUGGUGGCAAGACUGCUGCCGAGCAGCAGAGAGAACGCCGCAUGCGCCGUGCCGGUGCUCGCGACCGGGUCGGUAGUCCCACACCAGAGCGCGAAGCUCCCAGCGCCAGCAUCAAUGCCAGCGCGAAUGCCGACGUCGAUGCCAGCUUCCAGGAUGAGGAGGAUGAUCAGGUUGGCGACAUCUCGGCUUUGGAGGAGUAUCAGCUGCCGCCUAGGAUCUCACGGGAAUCCAUUCUUCGUCGUGUCAAUGGCAACAAGUCUCUCGAGCGCGAUUCCGACUAUCAAUUCUCCUCUCCAAUCCCAAGCUCAAGCCCCGAGCGUGCAAGUCCCGGACGCUCACUUUACAGCCCUGAUCGUCCUCUUCCCCUUGAUCCCGAUGUUCCGAUUCCGAGCACCGAGGACUCAUAUAUGGAUGAUAGCGAGUCCAGCGUGGUGAUACACCGGGAUGAAGAUGACGACGAUCAAACUGACGACUCCUUGUACGACAUGCCUGAUGUCUACGAUCCUACCCAUAGUAACUUUGGUGAUCGUGACACCACGGAGGACAGGUCGGACGACGACGAAGAAGACGAAGAGACCCGGGAUGACAUUGACUCUGAGAGUCACUACUCCGAUCUUCCCGUAAGAAAUACUCAGCCUGCAGCGGCUGAGGAAGAUAUUACAGCAACGCCUCGAGCUACAUCCCCUGUCGAAGCUCCUGCUCCGGAAGAAAGCAAGGAGGAAUCGCCUGAGCCACCCAAAGUUCCAGAAAAGCCCAGAACCAUUGAUUUUGGAAGCGACCUGCAAGGGUACAUGCUGCCAAGGCCGGACAAGCUCGACACAACAAAGAUUCCCCAACUCGAGUCGCCGUCGCAAAAUCGGCCCUCCACUCCCGAUCGUCCGGUGCUCUCCAAGCCUGAAUACGAUGGUUCAGGCUGGGGAGAUGAUGAUGACUUCUCUGAGCCUGGUACCCCUGAGUCAGUGAUUCACCAUCCCAUGCCCGAUGACGAUUACGACCCCGAGGACGAGUCGCCUCGCACUCCUCAGUCGCCCCGGGCAUCCCCCGCCAUUCCCGAGGAGUUUGCGACCAUCAAAGCCUCCGGAUCAAAGCUCAAAACUCGGCCAUCAGCUACGCCGUCUGACUUGGUAGCCAUGCGUGAAGCAAGGCGCCAAGUCAGUCGAGAGAUCCCAGAUGUGCCAGUUAUUCCGGAUCGCCACAAGAGCGGCCUGGGUACAGAGAUGAGCAUGUCUGAGAGCGAGGCCUUUCUCGAGCGUCACCCGAGCUUUAAGGAGCGAAGCCUCACAUUGGACCUCGAUCUUGGUCUAAGCCUCGAUCAGGACUUUGACCGAGUGAUAGAGUCACAAAAGCGCGGUUACCUCAUGCGUCAGAACACCAAGGUUGUUACAGCCAGCGACAAAGAUCGUGACGAGUAUCGGUUCGCUCGGUCCGCUGGAAACUCACCCGUAAAGCAGGAUCGUCCGCAGUCGUGGACAGUCGAGCCAUGGAACCCUCAAGUUAGGAAAAAGAGCGUCCGUAAACGACCCACCCCUUCAUCAGGUCCUGCGCCUCCUCUACCAGGCCAAGAGAGCAACGUCGCUGGACUCAGCUCCCUCGCCGAAGAUGAGCUCGCUGUCGAUUUGACACCCGAGGACAAUGGCGAAAGGGGACGGUUGUUUGUCAAAGUCAUGGGCGUCAAGGACCUUGACCUACCUCUGCCAAGGAACGAGCGGACCUGGUUCAGCCUCACCUUGGACAACGGCGUCCACUGUGUGACAACAGCUUGGUUAGAGUUGGCUCGCAACGCACCGAUUGGGCAGGAGUUUGAGCUCGUUGUACCAAACGACCUUGAAUUCCAGCUGACACUUAACGUGAAACUGGAGAAGCCUGCGCCGCAGAAGGUUAUACAGUCACCCACUAAGCUCAGUCGGCCCAAGACGUCAACCUUUAGCAGGGUGUUUGCCUCGCCGAAGAAGCGCAAGGAAAUGGAGAUGCGCAUGCGAGAGGAGGAGGAGCGCCUGGCGCGUGAGCAACAGGAGGCCAACGCCAGGCUGCGAAGCCGGCAGCAACCAACUGCUUGGGACCUUCUCUCACCUCUUGCUGCCGAUGAUGGCAGCUUUGCUCGCUCCUACAUUUCUCUCAAGGAGCACGAAUCGAAGUGUUUUGGUCGACCUUACGUCGUCGAUGUUGCCUGCUUCAACGAAUGGGCCGUGGAGGAAGCUGGCUUUGCUUCUAGCGUCAAGAGCAAGCGAGGUAACACGGGUCAGGUGGUUCGCCGUGCACCUUACAAGAUUGGCAAGCUGGAGCUUCAGCUCCUUUUCGUGCCCAGGCCGAGAGGAUGCUCUGACGACGAUAUGCCCAAGAGCAUGAACUCUUGCAUUCGGGAGAUGCGCGCCGCCGAGGAGCGUCUUUCCCGGAACUGGGAGGGACCCUUGAGCCAACAGGGUGGUGAUUGCCCAUACUGGCGCCGACGCUACUUCAAGCUUGUUGGCACAAAGUUGACUGCCUAUCAUGAGGCGACUCGUCAGCCUCGCGCUACCAUUAACUUGGCCAACGCCAAGCGUCUGAUUGAUGACAGGCGCGCCUUGAUGGAGAAAGAAACGACUGGCAAGGGUGGCAAACGUCGCCGAUCCGCAUUCGCCGAAGACGAGGAGGGCUACAUGUUUGUCGAGGAAGGUUUCCGCAUCCGUUUCAAUAACGGUGAAAUCAUCGACUUCUACGCAGACACGGCCCAAGACAAGGAGGGCUGGAUGAAGGUAUUAUCCGAGGUCAUCGGACGUGACAGCAUCAGUGGCGAUGAUGACAACGCCAGCCUCAGGACGAAGAACAGAUGGUGCGAGCUCGUCCUCAAGCGGGAGGAGACCAUCAAGAAGAGAGCUGAGGGUAGGCGAGUUCACUCGCGCACCAAGAGCAUGCACCUGUGA
Messenger RNA from Pyricularia pennisetigena, 4197 nucleotides. RefSeq lists its product as uncharacterized. Bases 1 to 4197 code for a protein of 1398 amino acids. The record is from RefSeq and is a predicted model, not a curated record. NCBI's taxonomy places the organism in Eukaryota, Fungi, Ascomycota, Sordariomycetes, Magnaporthales, Pyriculariaceae. Gene Ontology annotation, molecular function: GTP binding. The transcript has 6 exons.